AAGUGGCGUCAAGCUACCACAUGGAGCUGGAAGCAUUGAAACGUGGGCUGGAAGAGCUGAAAGACUUCAAUGUUGCGGUAGACACCCUAACAACAGAUAGGCAUGCCAGUGUGAGAAAAUACAUGCGCACAUCAUAUCCAACUGUGAAGCAUCAGUUUGAUGUUUGGCAUGUCUCCAAAGGCAUCCGCAAGAAGCUCAUGAGUGCGAGCAAGACAAAGGGGUGUGAAGCACUUGAGCUGUGGACAAAGCCUGUUGUCAACCACCUUUACUUCUGUGUCACUCACUGUGAAGGGGACACAGAGCAAGCUCUCUCAAUGUGGAAGAGCCUCAACAACCAUGCUUGCAAUGUCCAUGAGGGUCACGAGGGUUCUUAUACGCGCUGUUUGCACCCUCUCCUCGACGACACGAAGCGACCAUGGCUCAUUCCUGGAUCACAGCCGCAGAAAAAGCUAGCCAGUAUAACAUUGUCAAAGUACCUCCUCAAGGACAUCCCGAGCCUUUCUCCUGAUGUGCAGACUUCAAGCUUGGAGGCAUUCCACAGCCUCCUCAUCAGGUUUGCUCCAAAGUCUGUUGGGUACGGCCCCAAAACCAUGAAGUGCAGGACAUAUCUCGCAAUCCUGCAUUUCAAUGAGAACUCUGCCAGGGCGCAUGCUUUCACGGAGGACGGGGAACUACGCUAUCUUCUGAAACGGUCCAAGGUGUACUCUGGAGAGUAUGUUGCACUGCCCAUCAAGGAGGAGCCUACCUUCAACUAUGUGCACAAGCUUCUCAAGAAAGUGGUAGAGCUGUGCGAUAGGUGGCCUACGUUUGAUGCAGCAUGGGCUGCAAACCCUCCUGAGGAGCUCCCCAGCCUGACAAGCAGCCAGCCCCCCAUGGAUAAGCAGGCACUGAUAGAGGCCAGGCAACACCGCUUACGGCCUUGUGCAUGCUGCCUGUGCUGCAAAACUCCAGACGGAAACUUGUCCCGGAUGGCCCACACUACGCAGGAUGGCAGCACACGCCUAUCUCCCUCUUCGAGGCGCCCCCAAAGCCACGAUGCACAUUGUUUGUAGGCAACAUGGCGGUAUCUCCUCAAGGAAAGUGUUUGACGAUCACACAAGAAGCAGCACAAUUUGAGAUAAGACAUGUAAG
Molecule: messenger RNA, 1131 nt
Organism: Ornithodoros turicata
Lineage: Eukaryota; Metazoa; Arthropoda; Arachnida; Ixodida; Argasidae
Exons: 7
Coding region: 21-1052 (343 amino acids)
Source: RefSeq, a predicted model, not a curated record